Molecule: messenger RNA, 21805 nt
Organism: Protopterus annectens (West African lungfish)
Lineage: Eukaryota; Metazoa; Chordata; Ceratodontiformes; Protopteridae
Gene: ABCA12
Product: ATP binding cassette subfamily A member 12
Exons: 73
Coding region: 1-21039 (7012 amino acids)
Biological process (GO): lipid transport; transmembrane transport
Cellular component (GO): membrane; intracellular membrane-bounded organelle
Molecular function (GO): ABC-type transporter activity; lipid carrier activity; ATP binding
Source: RefSeq, a predicted model, not a curated record
AUGUGCUCAUACAUUUACAUCUUAGCUUCUGUUUAUGUUUGUUUUCAGGAUUUGAAUUCAACGAAUGCAAGUAAUUCUACCAACAAUUCUACUGACAGUGCGAAUCUUACUACCUCUAUUAGCACACUCGGCAGGACUGGUUCUGCAUCCAGUUUAUUUAGUUCAAGCAAGUCAGAUAUCACAAUAGCAAAUACCUACUUUGAAAUGCUUUACUUUCAAAACUACACAUUUCUGAAGGCAUCGUUUAAUGAGCUACUAAGUGAUCCUAGAUUGAUCGCAGACAUAAUAACAAUUGGGAUGCAAGUCCAAACUGAUCCAAAUCUAUACGAUGCUCUGUAUACCCUUCCACAAGUGUUUCAACUAGAAAGCUUCCAGACAAUGCUGAAUGCAAGCUUAAUUAUUGUCAAAAAUAUCAAAAGCAUACUGCUGGACAUGGAAGUAUCACAAAAUAUUGCACUAACGACAGAGAUCAGCAUCCUUGACACCACGAGUUACAUAAUUCAGCACAUAGCUAGUUGGGCUGACAAAGUUUCAGAUAUUGCUACUAUGCAGCAACACAAAGAACAGGCUCUCAGUGCCAGUCUUCAGCUAAUUACCCAGAUCCUUGAAACAGCCCAGAUCCUUGAAACGAAAUUUUACCCAACACCAGUGAAUCCUACAACCUCUCCUAAAGAUGUAAAUUGCAGUGCCAGUUUCAGUAACAUGAAUUCAAGCAUUCCUACAAAUGUUACCAGUUUAACCAACUCCUCCAUUGUGGCCAAUGAGAGCUUGAGCAUAAAUACAUCACACUGCAUUCAGAAUGCUACUCCCAACCCUGGAGCUGAUAAGAACAUGAGCAGCUCCAAGAUGAUCAAACAAGUCUUAUCCACCUUGGUAGGAGUAACAAAUGACAGUGCUCUGUGGGAUGGUUUAUUUCAUAUGUUUCAGUCAGGUGACUUCGACAUGAUAGUUGAAUCAAGUAUUACAGUACUCCAACAUGUAAGAAGGGUACUAACAGGCAUAAAGGCAGACUAUGAAAUUUCGAACAUCACGGAUGGAAUCACCAUGAUAAAUAAGAUGCUUCCUGUAUAUCAGCAUUUUCAUAACUGGAAAGGCAAAGAGUUUUAUAGUGUUCUUAAAGACCUUUUAAACAGUACAUCAUAUGUAGAAGAUCAACAGACUCUGAAGACAAUAUCAGAUGUGAACAUUCCAGUUAACAAGCUCUGGAUAUUGGGAAAUUUCAACAGUUUUCAUGAUUACAUCUGUGGUAUCCUGAAUGAAAAAAGUUCUGUGGAUAAAGAAAGUUUAUCGAGACUGUGCAACUUGACCAACCCCCAGCUGCAGAACUUCUACAAAAUGAUUGACAUGUCAAAAGUUGCAGACCAGGUUCUGAGAAUCUGGAUUACUAACAUUUCCCAGUCAGAUGUGAAUUUCACCAUUUCAUAUGCGAAGUACUUGCUACAGAAGAAUUUAACCAAUCAGAAUGAUAGUAGUAACCUGAAUAAACUCAGUCUGAUUCAGAUCUUUCUUAAUAAGUGGUUUGGAUUAACAUCAGACUUGAUCGAAGACCAAAAUGUUUUAUCCCAGCACGAUGUAUGGUACAACUGGUUGAAAAAUAUCAUCACUGCUUCUGUAAAUGUUCUGCAAGAAUUUACAUCUAAUCAAACCAUGUGGGAAGUCCUUGUUCAUGAAUCCUACAUUGUUCAACUUGAAACAGAACUGAUAGAAAUGCAGACAGCACAAUUGCAACAUUUGAAGAAUGUCACAGAGGAACUGUUCACAAUGCUGAAAGAUGGCUCAGCAGUAGAUGAAAUAUUCAAAGGAAUAACCCAAACUCUAGACAUUGUCAUCAUGCAUUGGUUACAGAACAAUACCAUGUCUAUCAGUAACUUCUCAAGUCUGUGGGAUGGAGUCCUAAGCAAGGUUACUAAAGGCUACAUGAAUUUAAGUACCUUAAUGUGUAAUGAGUGCAUUAUAAGCCACAUAAUGGAAGUCGAAAAAUCAGUUAAAAGCAAGGUGGACCUUAUUCAGAACUCACUGAGGAAUAAAACUGGAACAGUCACCCUCUCCCAGAUCUUUGAAGAAUGGGAUUCACUCUACAAAUCAUAUGUCAAUUAUAAUUUGCUUACAAGUGAAUAUGUACAAAACAUGGCUGAAAUGACUACAAAUGUCACACAGUUAUGGGACAGGGGAUUUUCUCACCUCAUGUCUUGGUUCUUUGGUAUCAUGGACAUGUUAGAUCAGACGUUAGAAGAGACACCAAUCUGGACAUGCCUCAAGCCUUUCCUUGAAGGAAUAAAUUGGGCAUUAGCUGUUGCAAGCAAUACCAGUAUUUCAGACAGCUGCUUUUCAGACAGAAGCUGUAACUUCAAUUGGUGGCAGUUCUUCCAAAUGCUGGGAUCCGUAUCAGGGAAAAUGGCAUCUGAUCCAUCCUUACUGAUGAGGAUAAAAAAUGACUCAUGGAAAUAUCUGCAACAAAAUUAUUCUAGAAGCAUCUCAGAUGUCUUACAACAAUGCUUCAACAAGUCUGUGAAUGAAAGCCCUUGGGUUGAAGAUCUUCAAGAUUUUCUGGGACAGCUGCAGCAAUUACUUUAUCAGAGUAGUGACCAGUCUGCGAAUAUAUCCACAAUAAGUUUGACAACAGUGAAUGCAAAUGUCAGUUUGCAUAUAUUUACAGCUUUAAAAGAAGUUCUUCCUAAGGUGCUUCCUUUUCUGCAGGACAGUUUCAACAUGACCCAGCAGUGUACAAAUGACGCAGUUCUUGAGAAUAUGACUUCAGUUGUUUGGAGCCUGAUGCCCUACCAUACAUCUCUGUAUAGCCCAGAGUGGAAACAUAAAGAAAUUUUGCAAAUGAUGGACUGUGUAAUGCCACCCUUGCCUGAGGAAGCACAAACAUAUUACACCUUUGUUGUCAGUACGCUCCUUCAAGAAAUGGGAAACACGGUGAGGAAUGCCAGUACCCAUCCUGUAACUGAUAUCAUGCGUGCAUUAUCAAAAACAGUGUCGAAUUUAAAUAAUGAUUUAAACAGCACAUCUGUGAAUACUUCCAUGGCAUAUAACAUUUUUCAGGACAUUUUUGGCUUUUUGGAAGGUGCCUUAAAGAUAUAUGUUGAAUCUAACCACAGUGAUCAUUCCGAUGCAAUAAACACAAUGACAGUAGUGAUAAGCAAGUUCCAGAGACUUUUAGAAGCUUUCGGUAAAGAUGAAGACAUGGAAGUCCUAACAAAUGUGCUGGAAGCAUUGAAAAUCCACUUAACCAGAAUUCAAGGAAGCUCUUCUCUUGGCAAUAUAAUCCAAAACAUUAUACUAGAUUCCUGGAGAUUGCUUGUGAAGAAUUAUGCUGGCAAUAUCUCUGAGAUCAUAAGACAUUACCUGUCUCAACAAAAAACUGACACAUUUUCAGAAGCUAGCAAGCAAGCAGCAUUCUGGGAAACUCUGAUCCAAGCUGUCUUGAAAAAUAUUGAGCUGCUCACAAACACAACUAUGUCAAAAUUGGCGCAAACAAAUCAAGACCACACAACUGAAAUUUUACACACAGUUCUUGAACAUUUUAAUCUGACAUAUCUGGAGAGCAUUUUGAAUGGCAAUGAAAACAUCAGCAGAAGUCGAUCAGAAACUGUAAAAGCAGUUGUUGAAAACAAACAGCUGUGGAAUGCUUUACUAUCAGAUCCAUUCUCUUCAGAUAACAUCUCAUACAGUCAGUCUCUUCUGGAACUUCAGGCCCUGGUGAAUGAUUGGAUUGCAGUGGAUACAAAUAUCAGACAGUUAAGUCUAAGGAUCUCCAGAGUGCUAAUAAAACUUUCUUCUAUUUUCAACCAAACAGAUCUUCAGCAGCUGUGUCUAAUUUUUAAACAUAUUCUGAAUGCCGAGUCUAAUGCAUCCAAUGCAAUAACUAAUACCAUGCAGAUCUUCUGUGAGAUCAGUCACAUAAAUAUAUCUGAUACAUUGACUUUUGCCCAACUAAUCCUUAAACAACUACAGAAUUACCUAACUUCAGAUAAUCAGUUUGCUGAAUCCCUUUCGCUAUUACAUACUUACCUAAACUUCAGUGACAGCCUCUCCCUUUCAUUGGCUGAUGAUUUACGUAGUCAAGUUCAUGAUGUAUUACAAGCUCUCCAUUCAACUUAUCUGGAAAUGAUCACUAGUGAUAAAAAUAACACAAAGAUGUAUCUAAAGAGUCUUCUGACCGUGUUUCGACCUGAUUAUGAAAAUUUAUUGCUGACCAAUGUACUUAAUAAGACAUUAAAAGUGAUAGAAGCCAUAGAUGUAUGUAAUGCUUAUUUACCAAACUGUACAGAGACGGUUGUAGAAUUCUUUCGACUGCUGACUGUGGUUACUGACUCAUUCAGUAAUUUAACUCAUGACAAUCAUACUUCAGCGGAGAACCUGCAUGUCCAAGUUGAUAACUUCUUAUUUAGUUCUGAAUUCCAAAACAACAUUCACGUCUCACUAAUAAAAUCUGUAUUUACUCUAAUUCUCUCACUUGAGACUUGCGUAAAUAUAACUUUAUCUGCAUCUGAGAUUAAUUCUGUUGUGGAUACUGCUGUGGAUCUAAUGAUCAAUCUCACAUACACAAAGGAUGUAAAUCUUACUUUUUUCUAUACUCUGCUGCAGUCAACAGAAUUGGGAGGGUAUGACUUUAUCAAUUUUGUGCAUAAAACUGGAGACUACAAUGUAAGUGCAUUGCUUGGUCACAUUAAAAAUCUGUCUGUGCUUAAAUGUAGUAGACAGAAUCUAAUGGACUCUGAGAUGUGCACAUUGGAACAUUUGCUUUACACAGUGGAGCUUUUGCAAGACCUAAGAGUUCCUCAGGUAAUUCAGGAUAGAAUGCACAUUGUAGAAAGUAUUACUAAGUACUUUUUAACACAUUUAAGCAACAGCAGUAACGUACUGCUGCAACUUGAAACCUUCUACAAUUUUACAAGCAGGAUGUUUCAGAAUGAUACCAUACUAAAUGAAAUGCAGCAGCUGCCGAAUAUGAUCAUUUAUACUUUAAGUGAAAUAAAAUUAAUAUUAAAACAUGCAAAUGAAUCCUCAGCCAUCAUCAAGUCAGCUAUAGAGACUGUGCAAGAUAUAAUGCAUUUUUUUACCAUGGCCAACAAUCACACUAAAAGUUAUACCAAACCUGAGGACACCAAUGUGCUUUUGCAGACUAUAGGACACCAUCUCCAAGUGGUUGAGUGGUAUGUUCUGUUCAUAAAAAACAUCACACAACAAUCAGACCUUUCAGAUGCCACAUAUCCUGUCAUGCAGCUUACAGAACUUAUUCUAAUGAAUGUGUUUUCUCAAAUGGAAUCCUCCCCAACAAUUAUUUCUAUUCUCAACUCAUUUUCAGAAUUGCUAAAAUCAGUCAACAGUUCCCUUACAGGACCCGCUCUACAUGAUUUUGUUGAUACCAUUUUUAAAACUGUUAUUCCACGGCUUCAACAUUGGCCAAACCAAACUGCAUCCAUUGUAAACCUUUUGGAAAAGGUAUUUUCUAUGGGCAGACCAAACUCACAUCCAUGGGAUUUAUUGUUUGAUGAAGAAUCACAGAAUCUGUUUGACUUUGCUGCCAUAAUUUUAAAAAGAAACAGUACUUCCCAUGUCUCAAGUGUUUUGCAGAUAUUGAAAGGAGCUCUAGAUCUGCUUGUAAACCUUAGAAGCAAUGAUACUGGGGGAGAAAUGAAUGAUCUUGCAACGCUUGCUCAUUUUGAAAAUUCAGAGAUAGAAAGGCUACUCCAAAUAAUUCAGGAAGGGCUCAAGAUACUGAAAAAUGACAACAUAGAUGUGUCACUAAGCAAGCAACUGUCUAGCCUCUACAGUUUCACCUGUCUGCUCUUUCGGAAUCAUUACAGUUCCAACUAUUCCAUAAAUUAUUUCACAGGAAUAGCAGAAUGGUUGGACCUCAUAUAUAAUACAACAGUUCAAAUCAUAAACACAGCUGAUGUGAAACAAAAUUAUCAGAACUGUUCUACGUUCACCAUGAUUAAAAUGCUGUUUGCUGAAAUGAUGCAGACUGCUGAAGAAAAUGUGACCAUGAAGGAGACAUUAAUGGAAAGCAGGGUGACAACAGGCUGUGAUUUUAAUUUAUUCAUGGCUCUUAAUGGGUCUGUUCACAAUACAGUCUUAGAAAUAUUCAAAGAAAUAAACAGUUACAGUAAUAGAAACAUAUCAUUUCUGAAUGAAAUGACUUUAUGUGCCAUUCAACAAAUGAAGGCUUCGUCUGACAUUCUUCUCAAAUUUAGCAGCGUGUUUCAAUUACGUAAUACUUCCAUUCUGCAAAUCAGUAAUGUUUUGGAGUGGUUUUCAAAAGGGAUGUUAAAACCAAAUGAAUCAUGCAUGCUGAUAGAUGUACAUGCAUCACAAAUGUUGGGCACUAUUUUGAAAACUUAUUCAAGCCCAAUAAAUUUACUGGUAACAUAUAUUUUGAAUCAAACUGCAGUUUCUGAAUCUGAUGAGAGAAUCAGCCAGGUAACUUUGUCUGAAAUACUGAAUAUUAUUCAGCAAUUUAAUAGUCUGCAAAACCAACAAUUAUGGAAUAUUUCAGCAAUUGGUUUAUUCCAGUUCCUUCACAAUGUGACUAACCAUUCUGAAUGGAACCAGUUCCAAGCUGUGUGGUACUUUCUAAAUGAUGUAAUGCAUCUUAAAUGGAAUGAUUCCACUAUUCAAGAAUAUACAAAACUUCUGGAAAUGAUACAAAGUUUACUCGGAUUAAUAGAAAAUCAGUGGGGAUUACAAGGCUUGCAGGUGUGCCAUUUUCUGGAAAAUGUUAUGAAACAGCUAAACAUCUCUGAUCUAUUAACUGAUUUACAGAGUUUAUACAAGCCUUCUCCUUCACCUCUCUCUCAAUAUGACCAACAGCUCCUGGCCACGGUACAAAGAAUCUUUGAGCAUCUCUAUUCCCUUGCUCAAAGCAACUCUACAGUCAGUUCUUCUUGUGAGGUGGACAAAGUCUUUAGAAAUAUUUCCGUAGCCCUCAUGAAUCUGUUCUCUGUGAAUGUAUCUCAUUCCAGUGCUGGAGAUGUACUGAAGGCAGCUGGGAAUGCAAUGACGUGCUUCACCCCACAUCUAUCCGAACAAGAAAUUAUCUAUUUCAAUUCCAUGACAAACAUCCUUGUAAAACUUGGUACUGAUUUGAUGAAUUCCAAUGAAAGUACUACGCAUAAUGUGACUGAAGGCAUUUUAUGGUCACUUCAUUCUACAAAACAGAUUCUAUAUGAUAACACAUUUACAGAGGUGCCUUGGAUAAACAAUUCCCUUCGAGACAGUAUAGAUCUUUUACAAAUUGGUAUGGAAAUAUAUAGUGCAUCUAAAAUAAAGAAUUAUAAUGCAGCCAGAAAAGAAGUACUUGCUUUCAUAGAUAAACUGCAGACAUUGGCAUCCUCUAAUAGUACAGACCCUGCUGUGGAAACAUUCAUGCAAUUAUCAGAAAUGCUGAAGGCAUAUGUUUCCCUAAUUCAACAAGGAGCAUCUGUGGAAACAUUAAUAAAAGAAUUAAUGAACACUUCUUUGAUGUCUAUUGAUCAGAAUUAUAGAGGAAACAUUUCUAACUUUCUUCAGGACUAUUUCUCCCAAAAUGCAAGUGAUCCUUAUUCUGAAACAGUACAAAUCAUACAUUUUUUGGGAAAAUUGGCACAAUUCUUCACCAUCGAGCAACUGAUAAAUACAACAACAGUAUCACCAUCAAUAAUUAGUACACUUGUGAAUACAAUAGAAAGUGUUCUUGGAAACUUCAACUUGACCUAUCUCGAAGCUGUUUGGGCUGGAAACAAAAACAGUAUCAGAGUAAUAGCAGAGAUUCUGAAAACCAUCCUUAGCAAUGAAUAUGAUGUCAGCAGUCCCUCUUCAAAUCAUUUUUUCCAAGGCAAUGCAACUAGCUGGUUAAUAAAGGAACUUGAUAAGUGGAUGUCAGGGGACAGGAAUGCCUUGUCAACUUCCCUAAGUCAAUAUUUUGAGCCAAUAUUUGAAAUUGCCUCAAUUCUUCUUCAGAAGAGCAAUAGUUCAAGUAUUUCUGGAGGAUUAACUACAAUAGAAAGAAUAUUAACUAUGAUAGAGACUGUCAGUAGCAACCCAUUUCAAAACUUGUCAACAUCAGAUAGUCAAAAUCUUAAACAGUUUAUUAACAUAGUUCAGAAAGGUGUUGCAAUUCUUUCAAAUUCCAAAGCAUUUGAUUUAUUAAAUGUCAGUAAUGCAGUGUUUGAGGAUAUUUGCAGCCUUCUUCAACAGGAAUUCUCCAAUCACUCUACUUUCAUUUAUUCAUGGAAUGACUCAUUGCUGAAAUCAAAAACAGUCCAUCUGCUACAACUGUUAAUAGCUCCUUCCCUAAAAAGCGUAAACAAUGAUACUGGUGCUAUGACAAAUUGCUCAGCAUUUUAUAUUCUUCAUCUGAUAUCUGAAAUAUUGCCCGAGAACUGUACAAUGAGAGAGUUCUUGGCUAAAACUAGUGGCAACCUGAAUUCAAGUUGUUUACAUCUUCCAAAUGAAGCAGAACAGAAAUUUACACAACCAAACCUCACCAAGGUAGCUGAGACUACUUUUGAAAUUUCUGAACUGCUUUCAGGCAGUAACAAAACAGAACUCCUAGAGAAUGUAGUCUUGUGUGUUGUCCAACAAACGGUGCAAGCAACAGAUUUUCUGUUAAUACUAAACAAUGCUCUGGAUUUAAAAAAUCCAUGGAUUCAGAAAAUGCAUGAUUCUUUAUCCCAGCUUUUGUCUGUCUUACCAGAGCAGAAUGCAACCUGUGCUACACAAGACAUUAAUGGUAACAUCAUCAAUGCUUUUAAGUCCAUUUUCAGUAACAGUUCUCAACAACCCAGUGUUAUUGAUGAUCUAAAACUGCUUGAAAGUAUCAUAAUACAUAUAUCACCAUUCUUUCCCAUGGAAGUUGGAACAUAUCUAAACACUACAGCACAAGUGAUAUCGAAGCUAAGAAAUGUUCUGUUAGAAACAAAUGGCUCUACUAUUGACAAUGCUGGAGGUAUCAUUUCCAAAGCAUUAUUUGAUCUUUUGACUUCAAUGGACAUCAUUCCAUCAGCUAACAGCACAUGGGUCAAAAGUCUGUUCCAGGAUAUGUCACAUCUACUGCAAAGUACCUUGCACAUUUCAUUCUCAAACCAAACAGACUUUAUGAAAACAAGAAAUGAAACAAUUAUUUUAAUUAAUACAUUGCAAAAUCUUCUGAAAAGAGUCGGCCCUGAAAUAACAGCAAAUAUUUUUACUCAGGUGUCAAAUAACCUACAGCUGUACCUUUCAGAUGUCCACCAAGGUUCUGUACAGGGCAUCUUGUCUGAACUUCUUUUUAAGGCUCAAAGUCAACUUACAGACUUGUCACCUAUGAACAGCACGUUGAAAUUCUACAUCACUUUGCUGAACAAUUUAAAGGAAAUCAUAAAAGCUUCAACCUCAGGGAAUAAUACAAAUAUUUUGGACAUAUUGAAAAUGAUCUUGGACAUGGAUUACACUACAGAUGUACCAGCUUUAGUUAAGAUGUUCAGAGAAGAGAUUUUGAAUGCGGACGAAAUCGUAACUAAUGGCAAUCCAAAACUGAUUGUUUUGACUGUGGCCCAGCUCCUGCAGGAAUUCCUUCCAGAAGAAUACAACCUAAGUAAAGCAUUCAGUGUGUCACAGCAGCUCCUAAAUAAGUGGUUUACAGCAAUUUCAGAAAUGCAGAGUAACCCCAGUAAUUUCACAGAAUGGGAUCUAUUCACCCGUCUUUUGGAAGCACUGAUUUCUUCUGUAAAGGAAUUUCCAGGCUGGGAAACAGUUCAAACCAACCUUUUAAUAGAGAAGGCCAUUGCAGAUAUAACAGCAGAAUAUUUUAAGCAUGAAGCAGAAUUUCUACACUGCAUUAAGGACACCAUAGCCAAUGUCACAAACCAGAUGAUUCACUUUUUCCUUGCCAACAAUGGAACACUUGUGACUUCAGACUUACAAGAAAAUAUUGAACAUAUCAUCUACAGAGUCAUCAGAACUUUCAAACAGGCAUUGUUGACAGGAGAAGAACUGCAUUACAGUGACUUUUUACAACACCUGAACUCCAGCAUUAUCCACUUCAAUAUGUCACAGGAAAGCUGGCCAUCAGAGUGGUGUAAUGAAACUGAUUUAUUCCUUCUGUUUAAAUUAUAUCCCACCACUGAAAAUAUCACCAGUAUUUUGAAUGAUCAGGGAAAGCUAGAAAGCAGAAUAAGCGAUGACUACCUAUUGGCUGCAGAUAUCAUCAACAGCAACAAGAAGUUGUGGCAAACAUCAUGGAACCUGACACAGAGUCUACAUCAGUUAUACUUUGCGAUCAUCAAUGACCCUUUUGAGCCUUUGCAAAACAUAAGCUUUAAUUAUGCGGCAGCAGUGACAGAUCACAUAACAAAUCUUGUGGUGCCAGACGUCGUGUCUGUACUGGGACCUUCCUUGGAGAAAUGCAAAUACUGGCCUAUUAUAAAAAGUUAUUUGGAAACAGCUGACUGGAUAAUCUCCUACACAACUCAGGAUAACAUCACCUUUGCUUUUAACUACACUUCACAGUUUUGUGACAGCUGCAAUACAACCAUAAAGUGGGAAGUCUUCAAUGAAAAGGUGGCUAUGCUCAUAAAGAAAUCAUUGAAGGAUACAGACAUCCAAGAAAGAUUACUUCAAGCAACUUGGCAGUUUGUUUUCAACAAGUACAAUUUCUUACUCAAAAACCAUCCUUACAUGGUGCUACUCGGCAACUUACUUGAGAACAGGACUGAGCAAGCUCUAAUUAACAAUACAGAGAAUCUGCUAAAUGCUACCCUCCAGAUGUUAAUGAGCAGCAUAGAGGAGUCAGAGCAAUUAUCUGCAUAUCAGUCAGAUCUAAGAAAUGUCCUCUUUUACUUGCUGAUGGAGUUUGACAGAUAUAUCCUAAGGCAGCCCUUACAAGAAGAAUCUUAUAACAUAACAAUGCUUCAGACAUUUGUAGAUGCUGUUAAAAUUGUUUUAGAGCAAGUGCAGCAGCUAAGCUUUCUUGAAAAUCAGACAGAGAUCCUUGAGAUGGCAAGUAAUGUAGAACUCAUAACGGAACAAGUAACACAACUGGUCAUGUGGUGUCAAUCAGUCAACAAAACAGACUCAUCAUUUGUAGUGCAACUCCUGCCACAAAUGUCCAAGUUACUGAAUGCAAUUCAGUCAGAAAUUGGCCAGCUAAACAGGACUUCCAAUUUAUCCUCCUUUACCUCCAACUUUCUGCAUUUUCUGGAUGACAUUCGAAAUAUUUACUUACAUGGAAGUAUCUUCAACUCUUCCAAAGAGGCAGAAUCUCUAAUAGUUGCAUAUACCGAGCUGCUGAAAAAGCAUAUAGCAGAAAAUUCUGCCUUAAACACAUAUCUUCCAUUUAUUUUCAAUUCCUUUAAUCUCACAAAGCAAUUAACAAAUAGUCAGAGCAACACAACCCUAGAAUUACUUGCUAAAGUAUAUCAAGCCCUCAUGGAGAGUCUAAGCAGUAUAAAAAAUGGCUCUGAUCCUCAGAUGAAAACAGUACUGUCAAACCUUAUCAAUUUGUUCUCAUGGCCUGCAAGUGAAGUAGAUGGUUCAAAAACUAAGGAACUGCUUCAGUUACUUAAAGUAUUACAAGUAGCCCAACUGUGUCAUAAUACACUGGAUAAUUGUACAAAGUCUGUAGCUACAAUUUACCAAGCAGCAUCCACCAUUUUACAAGAGUUAAGUGGAGACCAGGUGGUCAAUGUGACUAAGUGGAUUAAAUUCUCCCUUCACCUGAGAGAGGUAUUUAACAACUCCUCUGCUCCACUUGACAGUUAUUUUAAGAUUACCCAAACAUUUGUUGAAGAUGCCUGGACAUUUUUGCUACCAACACAUGAUGCUACCUUAAUGCUCAAUGUUCUCUCAAUCCUUAGGAACAUUACAGAAAACCACGAAGAAGACAUUGCUGCAGACCUUUUCACCAGUCUUCUAAAUGAAACAGGUUUGAAUGCAACUAUAAUACCAGAACCUUCUAAACUAGUAUAUGUCCUCCAACAUCUUGAAUAUUUGUUACAAAAGACAGAACUUUCCAGACCAGUGGAAUCCAUUUCCUUGUCAUUCGUUUUACAAAUAACAGAAAAUGCAGUAGAUGUUUUGCAGCUAUUCAAUGUAUCUUUGUAUCAGAAUGAGGCAGCUGACAUCAAGAAGGUCCUUGAGUACUGGCUACAGCUAGCAAAUAGCUAUCAUGAUCCAAGUGAGGAUCUGCAUGGUAUUUAUGAGGUCACUGAGUGGAUCUUGCAAAACAGGAUUUUAAUUUCCAGCUACAUUAACAGUACUUUAAUGUCUCUGCAUGCUAUAAAAUUUUCUUUGCAAAAUAUGACCCUUACACCGGUGUUUGUAAAUGUACUUAAGGAAGUGACACAUGUCAUGGAGUUACUAAAUAACAGGAGUAGACUAACCUCACUAGCAAAUAACUGUUCUUUGGCAAUGUUGUUUGCUAACAAUCAGCUACAGUCACUUCCAAAAGUCCUUGAAAUAUUAAGCACGCAGGCCAAGUUACUGUUGAGUGCAAUCAAUCUCUUAGCUGAGACAUCAUCUCAGAGCGUACCAUUCAUCAUGUCUGAAGAAGCUUUCACCAAUAUGCUUCUGAAUUCCAGUUUACCCUCAUAUGUAGCUUCUCUUGUUAAGUCUGUAUCGCAGUUAAUAUCAUCUUUGAGUUCACCAAAUGAUGAAAGCAUUACUGAAGCUAUACAAGCUAUAUUUCAGAGUGUGGACAAGGUUUUAUUAGCACUGCCCAAUCAAGGCUCAUCCAUUAUAGAUGGCUUGCAACAGAUUAUUGUGUCAGCUUUUGCCACUUCAGACAUUCAGAAACUAACUGAUAUUCUUCACCAUUUUGGUAUUGACAAUCAGUCUCUUUCAACACUCCAUGAAAUCAUUCCCAAAUUAAAAUCUAUAAUAGAGCUGCUGUCUACACCAGACAACCUGAAUCUUACAUCUUUAGUUUCACAGAUUGGCCAAGAAAAUUUGAAAGGGAUUAUGGGUACUAUUAAAGAAGCCACGCUACUCCUGCAAGAAAUUGCAUCAUCAAACAAUGUCUCUGAAAACCUGUUUUAUAAGCUGUACAACUUUACAGCUUUAUUCCUGAGUCAGGCAUCCAAUACGUCUGGCAUGUGGGACAAACCAGCCUUGGGAGCUAGGUUGUGGGAACUAAUAUAUCUGUCUGCUAGUGCUGUGUAUGGGAAUGCCUGGCAGAAAUCUUUGUUUGAAGCAUGUUCUGCUUUGGAUAUCUUUCAGGCAAUAUUAAAGGAAGUAGGAAGAAAUGUCGACUUUGCACAACAGAAUGUCACUUGCCAAGCUAUUGCGAAUAUAUCUCUGACUGUGGUGGACUUCUAUAAUAAUGUACUUUACUAUGUGAAUGACCCCCUUGUAAAUCAAACUGCUUUUGAGGUUCUGAAAGAAAUAGCCAAUGCCACAGAAGAGACCACAUUGUUCCUUGUUAAACUGUCUAGUUUAUUCAAUUCCAGCUGUCCCUUAAUAAAUCAGAUGCAUUAUAUUGUCAGGCUCCUAUCAAAGGCAUUAAAUGCCAGUGACACUAAUAAUUGGCAACAGCUGGUUAACUCUGUCUUUACAAAUCAGACUAGUACCACAAGGUCAUUAAUGUCUGCUCUGUUAAACCAAAUAGUGACCUUUUUGAAAAAUCAACUAAAUGUAUCUAGUAGUAAAGAUUGGACUGUGUCUGGCCUGAAUAAUGUGGUCACAUUUAUGUACCAAAUAAUGAAUGAUACAUCACUGGCAAACCUUAUGAGCAAUGCAGUGCAGGAGAAUGUAGGAAACACAGGUCAAAACAAUUCAGUUCAAUAUGCACUUGAAUCCCUUUACUACCUUCUAAGCCCACGUGUUUGGGAAAAGUUUUUUCCAGAAAAGAUUUUGCAGCACAAGUGGAACUUGACAAGCCAAUCACUGCCCGAUACCAGUGCCACAGAUGUUGAGUUUGUUAAUGCUGCUUUAUAUAAUGCUUUCGUAAACAUUAACAGUAUCCUCCUGACUGAAUUCAAUUCAUCUAAAGAAUUUCAAGUCUACCCACAAGUGUCAGAUGUGACUGAAAAAGCUUGGGAUUUAUUCUCUACUAGCCUCAAAGAAGUAUCUACAAUGAUAUCUAACCCAUCUUUAGUGACCUUGAAUGACACAGUGACAAUUGUACAACACAUCAUUUCACUGAUGUCAUAUCUGACAUCUGUAGGAAAUUCCACUGCUCACUUUACAAAUGCUUCAUUUUAUCCAGAAUCUGCAGCAGAUAUACUCGCCAAAUACUCCAGUACUGAAUUUCUAACAAAGUCCAUCGGUAUUGUUUAUAAUCUCGCAGUUGAUAUCAUGAAGCAGGAUCAGUCAUCCAAACAGAACAAUAUUGGAGCAGAAAACAUUGUUUCUAGCCUUAUUACUGGACUUCAAUUACUGCUUAACAAUUCUGCUGAAAUUCCUUCAGAAAGUUUAGCCAUUAACCUCCUGGGGGUCAUACAAAGUAAACUUCAUGACAUGGCUCAAGUCAACUCUUCCAACUGGAAUAGCAUGCUUUUGACCCUAUCUGAGGACAUUCUAGCAGCAGUUCCUAAUGGUGACAAAUAUGCUACUUUCCUUCGCAACUUGAGUCAGAUUUUAACUUCUGGAGAACAAGGUGGAGGAAACCAACCAACUCUUGCCAGUAUACUGCAGAAAGUGACAGAUCUUCUUAAAGAAAAUGGUCAAUUAGGAAAUGAUUCAUGGAGCCAGUUUGUUAAUGUUUUAAAGAUCGUUCUUAACCAGAACUGGACAUACCUAAAUGAUCGCUUGACUCAAGCUAUAAGAACAGUGAGUAGUGCCAGCUGUGCCACUGUGACUAAUUUUGUAUUUAACACGCUUUUGGAGAACUCAACAAAGAUCAAUUUAAGCAGCGGCAGCAAAUUGAUUCCUGAACUCAGUGAGUUUGAAAAUCUCACUCCAGUACUUGAUAUCAUAAAGAACGUCACUUCAACGCUUAAUUUUUCUGUAGCCAAUUCUUCAAACGGCGAUAUUGGAAAACAAAUGCGUGUUCUGUUUCAGAAUAUCACAACUAUGAAGCAGCAGGCAUUUGAUAUAGCUGGGUUAGACAUGAGCAUCAUGGAUUUGAUAAUGAAACAACCACUUCCCACAGACAUUUGUAAGGUCAUUACCUUUGUCAAAAGAUGUCAAAUGGAAUACCGAAGCAUAAACUCAACCAAUGAUGCCUAUAAUGAAGCUGAAAAUGAGAUACUGACGGCACUCCAGUAUUUAGAUAAUGCUAAAAAGUACAAUUUGUCCAUCACAUUUCUUCAGUAUCUUAACAUUCCACUCUUACUGUAUGAGUAUCUUCUCCCAGAUUCUAUACAAUCUGAAGUAGACACACUUUUACAUUUUCUGCAAAUGUUAAAUGAUCGCCUGGAUGAUUACAACAGUAAACUUCAACUUGGGAUAACAUAUAUAGAUUACGUAAAUAGCCUGUUCGGUAAACAGAAGUCUGCACGGCGAAAAAGAGCAACGUCAGAUAAUGCACUCUAUUCUGUAAUUGCCCAACGUCUGUGCUCUGGAAACAUACAGGCUUUACUUCAAACUGCACUGCCGACAGAACGAGCAGCAGUAGUGACUACCAACAGUACAAGUAUGACAAAUGAGGAACUGAUUCCAAUGUAUGGCUUCCCUUCCAACUCAACUCCAUUCUGUGUGAAUCUCUACCGCAAUGUGGUCAACUCUCCUAAUGGCAAGACUGCUUGGAAAUAUAUGAACCUCCUGCUACAUGGGCAGAUUCUGUUUACACCAGUAACUGACUUGACAAUGAAAAUCAUAGAACAGGCCAAUGCAUCCCUUGCUGAUCUAGCAACCAUGGCACAGGCGUCCAAUGAAUGGAAGAGUGCUUCAGAGUUUUUGUGGUCUGCAAGCCAGCAGAUCCAAUCAUCUGACCAGUUCCUUCAAACAUUUAAGAGUACUUUAAGCAAAGGAUUUGUAAAGAAUCUGAUCAAUGCAAAAGCCAGCCUUGAUGCCGAAGAUCUAGUCAGCAAAAUAGAUGACUUUGCUAAAAACGUUAAAUAUCUCAGCAAGAAUGUUAAUACAAGUUAUAAUGUAGCUGAAUUUGUAAAGAACAUAACUUCUUGCAUAAACCUGAAUCGCUUCAGCAGUGCUGAUAACAUUACGCAACUGAAUUCAUGGGCACAAUCUCUGCUGGAAGGCAACAGUCUGUUUGCUAGUAUAAUUUUUGAUGUGCCACAAAAUAAUACAACACAAAAAUCAUUACCAUCAGGACAAACAAAACUACCCAAACUGGUAAGAUACACCAUCAGAUCCAGUCUUUUGAGUUCAAUGAGAACAAAUUCCAUCAAAGAUACAUACUGGAGCCCAGGACCUCAGAAUUCAGGAAGCAAGAAUCAACUUUAUAACAAAGGGUUUAUAUACCUGCAAGAAUCCAUUGAAAGAGCAAUAAUUGCCCUACAAACUGGCAAAAAUAUUGAUGGAAUAGCGACACAGAUUCAACCUAUGCCCUACCCUUGCUACAUCUCUGAUCGUCUACUCCACAGCAUAUCGUAUUCCUUCCCAAUUAUCCUCAUGAUCGCCUGGGUGUUAUUUAUUGCAUCAUUCGUGAAGAAACAGGUUCAUGAGAAAGAGUUACGACUCCAUGAGUACAUGAAGAUGAUGGGUGUCAGUUCUGCCAGCCAUUUUUUUGCCUGGUUCCUCGAAUGUGCCUUCUUCCUGUUUGUGACUGUGAUAAUUCUGACAAUUAUCCUCAAGGGAGGGAGGAUCCUUCCACAUUCCAAUGGCUUCAUUAUUUUCCUCUACUUACUGGACUACAGUUUCUCCAUCAUUGCCAUGAGCUUCCUGAUCAGUGCAUUUUUUGACCAGACCAAUAUUGCUGGCCUAAGUGGCAGCCUCAUCUACAUCAUUUCCUUCUUUCCCUUCAUUGUCAUGGUAUCGAUGGAUAGUAGCCUAGGCUUCUCAGGGAAGAGUUUGCUGAGUCUGUUUGCACCAACUGCAUUGAGUUAUGCAAGUCAGUAUAUUGCCAGUUAUGAGGAUCAAGGCAUAGGAAUUCAGUGGCAUAAUAUCCAUUUGCCCCCAUCACCAGACAGCUCAGGAAACUUUUCUUGGCUCUGCUGGAUGAUAUUGAUUGACUCUGGUAUCUACUUCAUAGCUGGGUUUUACAUUCGAACUGCUUUCCCAGGGCAAUAUGGAAUUGCUGCUCCAUGGUACUUUCCUUUGAAGCCAUCCUUUUGGGCUGAUUGUUUUGGUUGCAAGAAGCAAAAAGGAACAAGGACAGGUUUGAUGUUCAUUAACAUUGCACUGCAACAGGAAACUGACCUCCAACAUAAGAAAGAUGAUAUUUAUAACAUUUCCAAAAACAUUGAGCCAGAACCCCAGAACCUACCUGUUGGCAUUUCUCUUCAUGGUCUAAGAAAGGAAUUUGGACGUAAAAUAGCUGUUCAUAACCUUAACCUAAAUUUUUAUGAGGGACAUGUGACUGCUUUGCUGGGACACAAUGGAGCAGGAAAAACUACUACAAUGUCCAUGCUGACAGGGCUAUAUGGUGCAACAUCUGGAUCCAUUUUUAUUUAUGGCAAUGACAUUAGGACAGAUCUUGACAACAUCCGACAGAACAUGGGUGUGUGCAUGCAGUAUGAUGUCCUCUUUGAAUACCUCACCACCAAAGAACACCUUUUGUUGUAUGCACAAAUAAAAGCCCCUCACUGGAGUAAGAAGGAGCUUAUGGAUGAAGUGAAAAAGACAUUGACAGAUACAGGUCUCUAUAAUCACCGCCACAAGAAGGCCUGCACUUUAUCUGGUGGUAUGAGAAGGAAGUUAUCUAUAUGUAUUGCUUUCAUUGGUGGAUCAAAAACUGUCAUACUGGAUGAGCCAACCACAGGUGUUGAUCCAUACUCUCGGAGGAGCAUAUGGGAUAUUGUGACAAAGAAAAAGAAAGACCGAACAAUUAUAUUAUCUACCCACCAUCUUGAUGAGGCAGAGAUUCUAAGUGACAGAAUUGCAUUCCUUGAGAAAGGAGGGUUGAAGUGCUGUGGAUCUCCAUUCUAUCUGAAGGAAGUAUUCGGUCGUGGUUACCAUCUCAUGCUCAGUAAAAAGUACGCAUCUCCAGGGACACAGAGAGAGUUCGAUACACAAGCAGUAACAAAGUUUAUACAGAAACAUAUGCCAGAUGCCCAACUGAAAGAGGACAUCGGUGGAGAACUUACCUACAUAUUGCCAUCCUUCUCAGAAGCACGGCCUGGGGCUUAUCAUUCUCUGCUUACAGCACUAGAUACCAAUCUGAGUAAACUGGAUUUGGAAUGUUUUGGGGUUUCUGAUACAACCCUUGAAGAGGUUUUCCUCAGGCUCACUGAAAAUUCUGAUGUAGAAGAAGGUGGGAUUGCAUGGUCCAAAUCCCGAUCAGUAAUAUCCAUCCCAAGUAAUAAUGGUCCAGUCUCUGAUGCAUCUUCAGUGAGCAGUUAUGAUAUUACAGAUGCGGAAGUGUUAACUGGCAUUAAGAAGAUUGGAACAGCACAUCUGGUGAUGAAGCAAGCUUUUGGGCUCAUAAUUAAGCGAUUUCACCACUUCCGACGAGACUGGAAGGGCAUGAUUGCACAGAUCGUUCUCCCUAUUCUUUUUGUGCUUGCAGCCAUGGGCCUAGCUACUGUCAGUCCAAGAAAUAAAUUACCCAAGGUUCAGAUAUGUGCAUCGAUGUAUGGGGGCUCCACGCAAACCAUCCCUUUUAACAGUGUGAAUUUUAGUGAUCCACUGGUCUCUGCAAUGUUGUCACCACCAGGAAUAGACACAACUUGUCUGGAAAAUCCCGAAAACCAAUACUGUUUGAAAGCAAAUAAGCUUGGUACCUGGCCAUCAAGUGGAACACCACCAGCUUCAUAUGGUGAAUGCAACUGCACUGACAUCAAUCAGUAUUGCCCAGGAGUGGACUAUUCCCCACAACAGAUGCAAGCCUUCUCUUCUCAAAAGAUGUAUAAUGUCAGCGGAUACAACAUGCAGAGAUAUCUAAUGGCAACUACGUACAACUUCCUACAUACACGAUAUGGAGGCUGGAGCUUUGGUUUACCACUUCCUAGUUCCCUGCAGAACGACAUUAACCCAGUACCUGCAAACAGAACCCUAGUUAAGGUCUGGUACAACUUAGAAGGCUAUCACAGCAUGCCAGCAUACCUCAACAGCCUGAGCAAUUUCAUACUCAGAGCCAAUUUGCCUGAUCAUGAGAAUGCUAGUGAAUAUGGUAUUUCAUUAUUCAGCCAGCCCUAUGAUGGUCAAAUAUCAACUCAAGAUACUAUGAUUGCGAGCUUAGUGGAUACCCUGGUAGGAUUGUGCAUUCUCCUGGGUUACUCCAUCAUGACAUCCAGCUUUGUGAUUUAUAUCGUGAAAGAGUAUCACAGUGGUGCUAAACAACUUCAGCAUAUCUCCGGCAUGAGGGAGCCAUUCUAUUGGCUAAUUAACUUCAUCUUUGACAUGGUACUUUAUCUGAUUCCAGUGGCAUUGUCUAUUGCAAUAGUGGCAGCAUUCCAACUGCCUUCAUUCACAAGUGGUGAGAACUUGGGUGUUGUAUCAAUACUCCUUAUAUUGUUUGGGGUUUCAACACUGUCAUGGAUGUACCUUCUGUCAGGAAUAUUCAGUAACCCUGAAAUAGCAUUCAUCGUUUAUGUCUGCAUCAACCUGUUUAUCGGCAUCAAUACCAUCAUAUCAACAUCAGUCGUCUACUUACUCACAUUGGUUACAAACAUAGAGAAUAUAUGGUACACAUAUCAAGUUAUCAGACACUUUUUCCUUAUCUUCCCGCCCUACUGUUUCGGGUACGGUCUGAUGCAGUUGUCUCAGCUGCAGAGCAAUAAGACCGUCAUGGCGUUCUUUGGGUACACUGACACUGCAAGCCCGUACGACCUGGAGGAAUCAGGCUGGAUGAUACUGGCUUUAGGCAUCCAAGGGGCUGUGUUCUUCUCACUUCGUCUGCUCAUCAAUAAACGGUCACUCAGAAAAUUCAGAACUCUGUGCAGGAAGUUCUUUAAGAAGUACCUUCCCAGACCACCACAGAUUUCAAUUUCAAAAACUGAAGAUCAGGACGUGCAGGCAGAGAGAGAACGAGUGAAAGGAGGCGGGGCAUGCACUGACCUACUGCAGUUAGACCACAUCAGUAAGACCUACAAGCAUAUGACUGGAAGGAUUAUCACUGCUGUCAAUAACAUCUGCAUCGGCAUACCAGUCGGAGAGUGUUUUGGUCUGCUUGGUGUCAAUGGAGCUGGAAAAACUACAACAUUUAAAAUGCUGACUGGUGAUAUCCAUGCUUCAAGCGGCCGGGCACAGAUCAGGAAUUUUGAUGGGACUAUGAUUGACAUUACGGACAACAAAAAAAUUCGGAUUGGAUACUGCCCUCAAGUGGAUGCCUUGGAUGACCUUAUGACAGGGGAGGAGCAUUUGUUCUACUAUGCCAGACUGCGGGGCAUUCCAGAGAAGCACAUUAAGGCAGUUACAUACAAGCUCAUUGAAAGACUGGACCUUGUACCGCAUAAGAGUAAACCUGUCCACAUGUACAGCUGUGGCACUAAGAGGAAGCUAUCAACAGCUCUGGCAAUUCUUGGAAAACCACAGCUGCUGUUACUGGAUGAGCCAAGUUCUGGAAUGGAUCCUAAAUCAAAACGCCACCUCUGGAAAAUUAUUUCUGAAGAGCUACAGAAUCACUGUGCUGUGGUCCUUACUUCUCACAGUAUGGAAGAGUGUGAGGCCCUUUGCGGCAGACUGGCUAUUAUGGUGAAAGGAGAGUUCCGCUGUAUCGGCUCCUUACAGCACAUUAAGAACAGAUUUGGAAGUGGCUACACAGUGAAGUUGCAUCUUACUCGUAAAAUGGAGAGAGUUGAUACAUUAACAGAAUUCAUGCAACAACAUUUUCCAGGCACAGAUCUUAAGGACCAUCACCUUAACAUGGUUGAGUACCAUGUGCCAGUUUCUACAGGAGGAGUGGCAAUCAUAUUCCAGCAGCUUCAGACUAAUAAAACAUCACUGAAUAUCAAAAACUUUUCUGUCAGCCAGACCACACUGGAUGAGGUAUUUAUCAACUUUGCAAGUGACCAGACAGACCCAGAAACAGACUCUGAAGUGGUUUCACCUGUUGAAAAUGUUGACAUUUAAUUGAAGACAUCUGAUUUCUUCCUUAUGUGAAUUUUCCUAUUUAUGGCCUCUGACUUUAGCAAUGCAAUUUUCAACAUAUUGUUACUGUGAUCAUAUGUUAUUAGUUAACAUUUUAACUGGUUAUAAAAGUUACUUUGUUACUGCUAAAACUGUUUACAUUAUGAAGUAGGCAUCAUGUUAAAAGUAGCAACAGGAAAAUUUGAGAGCACUCAUUAAUGGCAGCACUAAAACACUUUAUAGUCUGCAAUGUUGUUGCAUUAUUUGUUACAAUGUGCCAAACAUGAAAAAGCUAUAAUGAUUAAGUAUGCUGAUCAACAUUUUGUUUACUAAAGUGAUCCAUGCAAAAUAUUAUUUUUUUAAAAAAAGAAUUUUAACUGAUCUGAAGUUUAAGUCAGAGUUACUUUAUUUAAUGCAAGUGAUGCACAACUUUAUUAGCACUGUUUAUUUUGUACAAAACUUAAAAAAUAUUAUCAUAACAGUAAUCAUUUGAAAUGGAUAGACUUGAAUAGGCAUCUGCAUAAUGUUAUUUUUCCAUAUGAUAAAAAAUUAAAUAUUUUGCCGAGAAAUUAACAUGCAGGCUUGAAUAACUUGGACACUGCUGAGCAAUAAAAGGCUACAAAUGUAUUUAUUACAGGAACAAUGGUACAAGAGUUCAUAAGUGCACUGUGAAUUUAAAGAAUAAACUUUAUAGGCCAGACACUGUUGUAUUUGAAUGAAAAUACAUCUGGUCAAAAUCAAAUAAACUGGACUGACUUUUCAAUCAAAA